Molecule: messenger RNA, 1951 nt
Organism: Polistes canadensis
Lineage: Eukaryota; Metazoa; Arthropoda; Insecta; Hymenoptera; Vespidae
Product: cell death abnormality protein 1-like
Exons: 6
Coding region: 1-1803 (600 amino acids)
Biological process (GO): muscle tissue development; sarcomere organization
Cellular component (GO): nucleus; Z disc; cytoplasm
Molecular function (GO): structural constituent of muscle; actinin binding
Source: RefSeq, a predicted model, not a curated record
AUGCCCGGAGUUUGCGCACGUUGUCAUCGCGAAGUUUAUUUCGCGGAAGAAAGGUUGGCUCUCGGAAAAGUUUGGCAUACGUUCUGUUUCUCUUGUUUUAACUGUCGAAAAUUGUUGGACAGUUGUACAGUAUCGACUCAUCGUGGCGAAUUAUUUUGUCGAAAUUGUUAUUCCCGACUUUUUCCAACUAUUUUACGUUCCUCUAAAGAAAACAUUUCAUCGAAAGAAAUCAAAAUAUUUCCAUGUGCAACAAUCCCAAAUACAUCGAUCUCCCUAAACGAUUCCACUUGUUGUUAUUGUUGUUGCUGCUGUGCCACUGAAGAUUCUUCAAUCGGUGAAACAUCGUCGAUAAACAAUAAAGAUUACCAUUUGAAGAAGAGUAGACUUCGAGGGGGUGGCGAAGAAGAGGAAAAGUCCCAAUCGAGGUAUAAAUUAUUGUGUAUUUCCAGUACGGAAGGAAAUCAUAAAAAUCCAAUCAACAAUUCAUCUACGCCACGUCCUUGUCCAAGAUUAUCGGUUCGUCGUGUGUCUUUUUGCGAAGAGAAAAAUAUUGUUGAUUGUCAUCGUGAUAUGCAGAAUGAUUGCAGAGUAUUCUUGGAAGAUCGUAAUUUCGACGACAGUUCUAAUGUAGAUAUUCUAACUAUACGUUCCUUCGAGGAUGUAAGAAAACUCGAUCAGGAUUUAAACGACGAAGAUUUAAAUUAUUCCGAUACUGUUAACUGCACGCAAAUAUCCUGUAAUGAUAAUACGCUCGUUCGCAAACAUAACGAUAACAAUAUUGACAAGGAUAUGCCAAAUUGUAUUCAUAGAAAUCUUCAUGAUUCUUUGAACAACAUUGAAGAUAAAAAUGAAGAGGAUGAAGACGAUCGUAUGAGAGGAGGUCACGGAGGAAAUAAUUGUCGUAAAUCAAAAAAAGUAGAAGGUUGUUGCGCUAGUAAAGCGAUUAGUGAGGAAUGCGGAUGUUUUUCUUGUCAAAAUGUAGAAAAUAAAGGUUGCGGUUACCGUAAACGAUGUUUAGAAUUUCAGUCAUGUCCUUCGCGGGAAUACGAUCCUUGUUUGGACAAUCAUAAAAGUGCAUCUUGCAAGAGUGCUAGUUGUUCUCCACCAUGUAUCGAUAGAAGAGGUUGUCCACCGCCGGGAUGUAGACCAGUUUGUAGGAAACCUAGAAGAAGUUGUUGUUCACCUUGUAAAGGAGAGUUACCAAGUUGUGGUGGUGGGGGAUGUUGUGGCAGUGGUUGUUCUGGAGGAUGUGGUAAGCCUGGUCAAACUUGUAUGCCAGCCCGACCAUGUUCGACUUCACCUUGUCGAUCGUUUCCUCCUUGCAUUGAAACAACUUGCACAUCACCGCGUCCUUGUAAUCCGACUUCACCAUGUUGCCGACCACCCAGCGGAGGAGGAUGUUGCAGUGGUGGUGGUGGCUCGAGCUACUGCCGGUCAAGAAGUUCACCAUGCCGUACCAUUCUCAGCGGUGGUUGUUGUUGCGACAACGUUACGUGCUGCGAUAUCGAUAGAGCUGAUUCUUGUUGCAAGGCUAAACUACCUUCAGGAUGUGAAUGUCUAGGUGGUGGUCUGAAUUGUCAACGUUGCGGACGGAAAGUGUACCAAGCUGAAAUGCAGAUCGCAUCCGGUGUACCCUAUCACAACAUUUGCUUCAGUUGCUUUUGCUGUCGUAAACCUCUCGAACCUUUAACGUAUCAAGAGAAUUGUGGCGAAAUUUAUUGUAAACAAUGCUACAUCAGAAAUUUCGGACCGCAAGGAUACGGUUACGGUAUGGGAGCUGGUGCGCUGCAGACCCCAAUGUGAAGCAAUAAUAUCGGAGAGGAUAUGCAAAAACUCAAUGUUAUUCUACUUCGAUUUACAAAUAUGCACAAAUAUUUGUAUGGAUACUACUAUUUUCGUAACGAAUGUUGUGGCAGAUAUUGUUUUAUCGUAUCGUACGAUCCUUUUUGCA